Molecule: messenger RNA, 1305 nt
Organism: Chaetura pelagica (chimney swift)
Lineage: Eukaryota; Metazoa; Chordata; Aves; Apodiformes; Apodidae
Gene: ZDHHC23
Product: zinc finger, DHHC-type containing 23
Exons: 3
Biological process (GO): peptidyl-L-cysteine S-palmitoylation; protein targeting to membrane
Cellular component (GO): Golgi apparatus; endoplasmic reticulum
Molecular function (GO): protein-cysteine S-palmitoyltransferase activity
Source: RefSeq, a predicted model, not a curated record
CCCGCCCUGCUCCGCCUCGCCGCGCUGCACUUCCUGCUGGGGCUGCUCGUCCUCACGUCCCUGCCCGCCGCGGGGCUCUGGUACUACUACCUCAGCCACAGGAGGAAGGAGCGGACCCUCUUCUUCCUGAGCCUGGGGCUCUUCUCCCUGGGCUACAUGUACUAUGUUUUCCUCCAGGAGGUGGUUCCCCGAGGCCAGGUGGGGUAUUCCCAAGUGGUGGCUCUCACCUCCGGGUUAAUAGUCAUGCUCGUGGCUCUGUCCCGAGCCAAGAAAGACCCGGGCUACCUUCCCGUCCCGGCAAGCGGCAAGAAGUCACCGCAGCAGGGCCUGCCCAGGGAGGGUGUCAGAGGGAGCUCCGAGGGGCUCCACGGUGCCGCCGUGUCGGGAGCUGCCGGCGGCCGUGCUGUGAAUGGGGAGGCCAAAGGCUAUUCCAGGAUGGCAGCUGAGGAGCCGGAAGGUGUGAAAAAGGACUGGUGUGCUAAGUGCCAGCUGGUCAGGCCGGCCCGAGCAGGGCACUGCCGGCUGUGUGGCAGGUGUGUGAGGAGGCUGGACCAUCACUGUGUCUGGAUUAACAGCUGUGUAGGGGAGCAGAACCACCAAGCAUUCAUCCUUGCACUCUCCUUCUUCAUGCUUACCUCUGUGUAUGGGAUUACCCUGACCCUGCACACCGUCUGUAGGGGCCAGACACCGUUUGUGGCAUUGUUCUACUGCCCUGGGGCCUAUUCUGACUACAGCUCUGCUCUGUCGUUCACCUGUGUGUGGUACUGUGCCAUUGUAACAGCUGGCAUGGGAUACAUCCUCCUUAUCCAGCUGUUGAACAUCAGCUACAAUGUGACAGAGAGGGAAGCUCGGCUGGCUCUGCGGGACAACACUGGGCGCAGGCUCUUGGGUGGGUUAGUGAUAGACACUGGUCAGUAUAACAGGGGCUUCCUAUGCAACUGGGGCCACUUCUUGAGCCUGGGAUCUUCUCCUCCACAGCGCUCUGCUGAAGACAUCGUGUGACACCCCUCUUUCUGCAGAUGAUGUUGACUGACUUUCUUUAGCAGGGAACAGCCCCUUGCACUCAGACUCCCUCCUCCCACACCCUUCCUUCGCAUUGGUGUAUGGGCUGCCUGUCCUGUCACUGACAACAUCAGAGACUUUCCCAGGCAGGAUGGUUCUUUGCGUGCUGUCAGUCAGCAGUAUGAUGCAGAAAUCAGUAAGCCAUACGUACAGCCCUGGAGAGAAGGAGCCUGCUGCCUUUUUCCACUGUGGCAAACUUCGUGCAGCUCAGCUCAACAGGAAGAAGAGCACAAAGUUUUGAGA